Messenger RNA from Sapajus apella (tufted capuchin), 3194 nucleotides. It is a transcript of the gene LRRTM4, whose product is annotated as leucine rich repeat transmembrane neuronal 4. The transcript is spliced from 3 exons. NCBI's taxonomy places the organism in Eukaryota, Metazoa, Chordata, Mammalia, Primates, Cebidae. Bases 319 to 2094 code for a protein of 591 amino acids. The record is from RefSeq and is a predicted model, not a curated record. Gene Ontology annotation, molecular function: protein binding.
AGGCUCACUUGUUCCCGUCUUUAAUGUGCAAUCUGUUUUCUCCAGCGGAGGGCACUCAGUGUAUCACAAACUCAAGCAUUAGCACCAACAAGCUCUGAGCAUCAUCAGUCUCUGGAAAGCCUUCUGAAUUAGACAAGGGCUGCCUCUCAGCACAGCUACAAAACACUUUAAACCUGACCAGCUAAAUGGAUAAACCUAGCCUGCAUAGCUUUUAAACUGGGGUCUCAUACAGCACAGGAGGCCUACUUGCUUCAAGAACUGAAAAUCCAGAGGAUGAAUUGCUUUAUCUGGGAAUGGCAAAAGCCAGCACAAUAAGGAAUGCCAGGUUUCCAUUUAAUUACGCAGCUGAAAGGCAUGAGUGUGGCGCUGGUGCUACUUCCUACACUGCUGCUUGUUAUGCUCACGGGGGCUCAGAGAGCUUGCCCAAAGAACUGCAGAUGCGAUGGCAAAAUUGUGUACUGUGAGUCUCAUGCUUUCGCAGAUAUCCCCGAGAACAUUUCUGGAGGGUCACAAGGCUUAUCAUUAAGGUUCAAUAGCAUUCAGAAACUCAAAUCCAAUCAGUUUGCCGGCCUUAACCAGCUUAUAUGGCUUUAUCUUGACCAUAAUUACAUUAGCUCAGUGGAUGAAGAUGCAUUUCAAGGGAUCCGUAGACUGAAAGAAUUAAUUUUAAGCUCCAACAAAAUUACUUAUCUGCACAAUAAAACAUUUCACCCAGUUCCCAAUCUCCGCAAUCUGGACCUCUCCUACAAUAAACUUCAGACAUUGCAAUCUGAACAAUUUAAAGGCCUUCGGAAACUCAUCAUUUUGCACUUGAGAUCUAACUCACUAAAGACUGUGCCCAUAAGAGUUUUUCAAGACUGUCGGAAUCUUGAUUUUUUGGAUUUGGGUUACAAUCGUCUUCGAAGCUUGUCCCGAAAUGCAUUUGCUGGCCUCUUGAAGUUAAAGGAGCUCCACUUGGAGCACAACCAGUUUUCCAAGAUCAACUUUGCUCAUUUUCCACGUCUCUUCAACCUCCGAUCAAUUUACUUACAAUGGAACAGGAUUCGCUCCAUUAGCCAAGGCUUGACAUGGACUUGGAGUUCCUUACACAACUUGGAUUUAUCAGGGAAUGACAUCCAAGGAAUUGAGCCAGGCACAUUUAAAUGCCUCCCCAAUUUACAAAAAUUGAAUUUGGAUUCCAACAAGCUCACCAACAUCUCACAGGAAACUGUCAAUGCAUGGAUAUCAUUAAUAUCCAUCACCUUGUCUGGAAAUAUGUGGGAAUGCAGUCGGAGCAUUUGUCCUUUAUUUUAUUGGCUUAAGAAUUUCAAAGGAAAUAAGGAAAGCACCAUGAUAUGUGCAGGACCUAAGCACCUCCAGGGUGAAAAGGUUAGUGAUGCAGUGGAAACAUAUAAUAUCUGUUCUGAAAUCCAGGUGGUCAACACAGAAAGAUCACACCUGGUGCCCCAAACGCCCCAGAAACCUCUGAUUAUCCCUAAACCUACCAUCUUCAAACCUGAUGCCACCCAACCCACCUUUGAAACACCAAGCCCCUCCCCAGGGUUUCAGAUUCCUGGCACAGAGCAAGAGUAUGAGCAUGUUUCAUUUCACAAAAUUAUUGCAGGGAGUGUGGCUCUCUUUCUCUCAGUGGCCAUGAUCCUCUUGGUGAUCUAUGUGUCUUGGAAACGCUACCCAGCCAGCAUGAAACAACUCCAGCAACACUCUCUUAUGAAGAGGCGGCGGAAAAAGGCCAGAGAGUCUGAAAGACAAAUGAAUUCCCCUUUACAGGAGUAUUAUGUGGACUACAAGCCUACAAACUCUGAGACCAUGGAUAUAUCGGUUAAUGGAUCUGGGCCCUGCACAUAUACCAUCUCUGGCUCCAGGGAAUGUGAGAUGCCACACCAUGUGAAGCCCUUGCCAUAUUACAGCUAUGACCAGCCUGUGAUUGGGUACUGCCAGGCCCACCAGCCUCUGCAUGUCACCAAGGGCUAUGAGACAGUGUCUCUGGAGCAAGAUGAAAGCACCGGCCUGGAGCUAGGGCAAGACCACAGCUUCAUCGCCACCAUCGCCAGGUCGGCAGCACCGGCCAUUUACCUUGAGAGAAUUGCAAACUAACGCUGAAGCCAACUCCUCAUUGAGGAACUCCACGGGGGGAGGGAGGGCCUUCAUCUUAAAGGAGAGUGGGUGUCUGAAAUCGUGCAAUCAAGCAAGCUCAUCGUUCCUGUUAAAACAUUUAUGGCAUAGAGAAAAGGAAAAGAUAAAACCAAACUGCUUAAAAAGGGUAGCGAAUGCACCUGCAGCAUAACUGGGAGAACUGCAGAACUUUCUUUGCUUUAAAACAUAAACGAAAAAAAUGCUCCCGGAUGUAAAUAGUAAGAGUGUCAAGUUCUUAUAAAAAUAGAUUUCACCCUAGCUACAUAUAGGUUUGUUUGUAUAUUUGAUUUUUCUACACUGCAUGGUUCCUGGGCUGGAGAACCACAGGAGGGCAAAUAAACAGGGGUGGGUGGGAAGUUGGGGAAACAACAGGUUUCCUCUUUCGGUAUUUGUAACUCUCACAGACUUUAUUUAAAUUGUUUUCAUUUUCUUUUUUUCUUUUAAAAUGCUGUUUGUUCUUGUUUUGUUUGUUUUAAAUUGUUUUUUUUUUUCCUGGUCAAGUUUCUAAUACAAAACAUGAGCAUUAAAGCUUAUGUUGUAUCAAAAGAAAAUGUGUUUUACCACGGACCACAGAGAAAGUUGACCACAAAGUUCCAUAAAACUACUGGAAAGAAAACUCAGUAAGUCUGGGUGAAUGACUCUUCAUGACAAAUGCCAUAUGUGGCACAUGAUAGAAGGAGUUUUGUUUUGUCCAGUUGGCAGCCUUCACUGUGUAGGAUGUCUGAGAGAGCCUUGAAGAUCUCCGAAUGACAAGAUCAGCAGAAUCAUUCUCAUGUGGACUAAGGCUAUAAAAGAGCCAUGGCCAUGUGCUCAAUGAAUGAAACUGCCAAGCUGACAAAUUUCUAAACACAAGAUAAUGUGUAACCUUGCUUUUUAAAUUAAUUAUCAAUUAGAUUUUGUGUAGUUUUUAUCAAUAAAAGAAAAAAUGUUGAAAAAUAAAUAUAUUAUUUUGUGGUUGGUGUACCACAGCCCACCUAAUGUAGAGUGCUUUAUCUAUAUACAUAUUAUGGAAUGCUUCCAGUCUAUAUCACGGCACUUCGAUAAGAAUCAAGUGGUAUCUA